AUGGCCUGGCAGUCUUUGUCCGGCGUGGGUGGGGCCGGCAAUGGGGGCAGUGGAGGAGAAGCCCAACAGCAGGCAAAUCAACCCCAGGGCACGGAAUAUACUCUGCAAGGUGUGAUGCGCUUCCUACAAACUGAAUGGCACCGGCACGAACGAGAUCGCAACGGUUGGGAAAUUGAAAGACAGGAGAUGAAGGGGAGGAUAGCGAGGUUGGAGGGCAGUACGAGGAAAUCGGAUAGUUCUAAUAAGAGUCUGAAGAAGUAUAUUACUAUGCUGGAGAAGGCCUUGAGGGAGAGGGACGCGCAGGUCAAGGCAUUGAAAGCUGGGCGAGAUCUUAGCUCCGAGCCAACUAAGGAAGAAGGGAAGGAGAUUCUCGCGGGGAAAAAUAAGGAGCAUCGACCAGCCCAAGAGAAACGCCACAAUUCGUUCUUAGAAGUCGGAGCAGAUAGCGAUGUGGGGAACUUGGAAGAGGAUCCAGACAGAGGGAGUCUAAAGGGCUUCAUGGAUAAGACUCAAGGCGAACUUACAUACCUGAUGGUUUCACCGUCGAACCCUUUGCCGCCUAGGGAACAUCCAUUCGAGGAAAUGCUACAGGCCCCAAUGUUCGACGUACCGCAGCGGAGUCUUGAGGAGGUCUACCAACAACAAGCAAGACAGAAAAGCAAUGUGCGGGAGACAAAUCUUGCAAGGCCAUCACCAUCGCCAAACCACCAACCACCCCCCAUACCUUCUACCACGAACCUUGCAGCCCGAAAUGUAGAUCCGCCUCCAACCCGAUCACUUGCGGACCAGCAGCCAUUACCUCAAACUUCCCAGUCAGAAUGGUCUUCCACAUUCCAGAUGGCCAGUAUGCCCCCUCCAGAAGAGCCAGUCACAAAGGCGAAUCCCAACUUUGAUACAUAUGGCCGUCCGAUCGAGACCCGCGAAGGAACCACCGAGAAAGCACCCCAGGCGGACGUAGAUGGCUGGGAUUUCAACGAGGCAGCACAGUUUCCGGAUCCGGAGAAGCCCACUCCCCAGAGGCCGGAUACCGAUUUAUUUCCGAUUGCUCAAGACCCCCCCAAGUCUCCAGGCCGGACAGCGUCAGGGUCGCAUAGGAGAAAAGGUUCUAUGUCACGGCGCAAGAGCGGGCCCGAGCAUGAACUUUCCUUAAACCAACAUCAGAAGACUGAUGGGGCUUUGAAGGUGCGGUUCGGUCUAAGGGGCCAUUUGGAUGUUGUUCGGUCUGUUAUAUUCAGCGGUGGUGGAAGCCCCGGCGAACCCGAGAUUUGUACUGCUGGUGAUGAUGGAAUAAUCAAGAGAUGGAUUAUCCCCGCGCGGUACGAAAACCAAGGAGGCAUACAUGUUAGCGCGAAUGAUUUGGAUAUUUCGAGCUACUUUACGCAUCGGGGUCAUACGGGAGCAGUAAUGUGCCUUACCUCCUGGUCUCCGUCUCAGAAUUUCUCCAGUGGUGGACGAGCUCAAGGUGACGGCUGGAUUUUCUCAGGGGGUCAAGACGGUACGGUAAGAGUAUGGGAACGUGGCCGGGUAGACCCAAAGGCAACACUUGAUGGCCACACUGAUGCCGUGUGGACAGUUUGCGUUCUCCCCGGAACAACAGGGGCAGUCUUUGGGCCAAGCAACGCUUAUGGUGGUCCUGAUCGCAUUAUUCUUGCCAGCGGGGCUGCGGAUGGAACGGUAAAGGUCUGGUCUGUCAGUGCUCCACCGCAGUUGAUGUCGCCUCAAAGUGGUAGCAGUACCAGUAGCAAUAACCGGAGAGGUGGUCGCGUUCGAGGAAACUCCAUGUCAUCCGGAUCUGCCUUCCCUUCCUCCCCGCAACCCAGCGUGGCAUCAAACUCGCCCUUCCAUCACACUUUGAUCCAUUCGAUAUCACGAGAUAACAGUACCGCUUCACCGACCUGUAUCACCCCGCUUUCGGCUUCUGGGGAUACUUUCGUGGUGUCUUACUCAGAUGCAGCUGUCAUUGUGUACGAUACCCGAACUGGAGAAGAAGUGGCUUCUAUGGCUAGCCUGGAGACGUACAACGGCACAGAUGCAACUGGAGUCAACGCAGUUGUGGCAACGACAAACGGCCUCGACGGAUCCUUAAGUUUUGAUUCUGGGCGAGGAUUGUCGGAAGAUGAAGGCGUCGUCGGCGGAGCUACGGGCACAAUCGGCGGGGUGGAAGGCACCAUCAUCAGUGGGCAUGAGGAUCGAUAUAUUCGUUUCUACGACGCGAACAGCGGCCAAUGUACAUACAAUAUGCUAGCUCACCCGGCUGCGAUCUCAGCACUGUCGCUUUCGCCGGACGGACGUGAGCUCGUUUCAGCCGGGCACGACGCAAGCCUCAGGUUCUGGAGUCUUGAAACGAGAAGCUGCACCCAGGAGAUCACCAGCCAUCGUCUGAUGAGGGGUGAGGGUGUGUGCUCCGUGGUCUGGAGCCAAGAUGGGCGAUGGGUCGUCAGCGCAGGGGGCGAUGGGGUCGUGAAGGUCUUCGCUCGAUAG
Molecule: messenger RNA, 2481 nt
Organism: Amorphotheca resinae ATCC 22711
Lineage: Eukaryota; Fungi; Ascomycota; Leotiomycetes; Helotiales; Amorphothecaceae
Exons: 4
Coding region: 1-2481 (826 amino acids)
Molecular function (GO): protein binding
Source: RefSeq, a predicted model, not a curated record